AUGCUUUACCUACCAGACUUCAAACUGAUUUUGACCAAUCUGGAUAAAGCACUUGCUUCUGGCCUUCAGACGACAGCUAUGGUAGAAUAUCAUCCUGAUAAGAAUGAAGACACUUUUGACCAACUUCUUAUUUCAAUAGGAAAUAAAACAAUAGAGAUCUGUCUAAUUGGGUUGAUUCUAUCCUGUCAACUGAAAAUUGAGUCAGAAGUUAAUUUUGGGACAUUGGUUGCCAAUAGUAAAGUAUAUUGUAAAGAGAUUAAUAUCAUUAACCAUGGCAGAGUACCAGGUAUGUUUAAAACAGAAUACCAGGGCCAGUUACCCAUUGUCACUUUUCCAACCAGUGGUAUUGUGCAGCCCAAGUCGUCAAUGGUUAUUAAAGUGGAUUUCUGUGCAGACUGGCCCAUAAUUGUAAAUGAAGUGGCAAAAGUGAGUUUGCGAGAUCGUCCAGACAUAUUCUUGAAUGUCAAAGCUCAUGUUGUUGAGCAGAUUAUUGAAUUGUUAAACAUGAGUAAUGAUAAAAAGUUGGAAGGCAUAAGCUUUGGUCCUGUUUUCUUUGGAAUGUCAAAGAUUGAACAUGCACUUCUAUACAAUAAUAGCCCAGAACCUAUAAAUUGGGUAGCCAUAAUGCAAGAUGAUUCUGUUGGAGAAGAAUUGGGUACAAAUAUUCAACAAAGAACAGAUGUUGCUUUAAAUAAUCUAACCUACUUAAGGAAAAUAAAGAACAUAGAUAUUACCACAUUUAUCUCCUAUGUUCCUAAUGAAGGGAGGUUACAGCCUUAUCAAAAGAUUUUAAUUACAUUUUGUUUCAGCCCAAAGCUAAUCAUUAAUGGUCAAAAGGAUGAUCCUUCACACAGGCAAGACUAUGCUCUCUUUUUGAGAUUUGAGUCUGUAGGAAGUAAAGAUGGAUUUUUGAGAGAUGAUAACAAUAAAACCAUCAAAAGUGAUCGAUUUCAGAAAGUGGAAUUAGCCCUGACAGGCUCAGGACUUCCUGUCUUAUUACAGUUUGAUCCAGGAAGGGUCCUUAAUUUUGCACCUUGUUUCAUGGGUGGACGUUCAGAGAUUCAGUGUAUUAUGCAAAAUCGAUCCAAAUCACGUCCUGUGAUGUACCGCUUUAAAAAAACUGCACAUUUUAAAGUUGAUCCUCAAAAGGGCAAGAUUGAUGAAGGAUGUAUGCAGAGGGAGGGGUCCCAGGCUCUGAUAGACGGCACCAGCAGGACGCAGGGACCGCUGACCCCUGACCAGUGGGAGUCCCCGCAGAGUCCCGCCCCUGCCGUCAGCCCUCGGAGACCCCACGCCGCGCCGGAUGCGGCUCCCCCGGAUUUCCGCUUCGGAAGUGAGGAGCCCGACCGGGAGCCGCGGCGUUUGUUCGUCCGAGCGUGGGUUUUCGGGACUUGUCCGAAGCCACGCUUCCAGGUGUCCAAAUCACCUGUCAUUGGCCCACACUCCUGUCUGCUGUCCCUGACCACAGCCACCAUGCCUCGUGGUCAGAAGAGUAAGGUCCGUGCUCGUGAGGAACGCCGCCGUAACAGAGGUGAGACCCAAGGUCUUAAUGCUCAGGCCACCACAGCAGGGGUAGAAGAGACCACUUCCUCACCCGUUUCUGUUUCUCAGGGUACUCCCCCAAGCUCCGCUGCUGCUGGCACUCGCCAGGAGCCUCAGGGAGCCCCAGCCACUAGCUCUCGUGAUGCAGGGGUUUCAUGCCCAGGAUAUGAUGUACGUGCCAAGGGCCAAGUUGAAGAAAGUAAAAAUUCCUCCCAGGCCUCAACCUCCAGUGAUCCUGGAAAGGAUCUUGUAACCAGGAAGGCAGGGAUGUUGGUGCAGUUCAUGCUGUAUAAAUAUAAGAUAAAGGAGCCCAUUAAAAAGGGAGAAAAGCUGAAGAUUGUCAACAAAAGCAAACUAGAUCUCACUGAUGAUGGGCGUCGGAGCAGUGGCGGGCAGUUUCGGAAGAAUGGGCCCCUGAUGCCUGUCCUCGGUGUGAUCUUCUUGCAUGGCGACCGCGCCUCUGAGGAGGAGAUCUGGGAAUUCCUGAAUGUUUUGGGUGUUUUUGAUGGAAAGAGGCACUUCAUCUUGGUGGAGCCCAGGAAGCUUAUCACAGAAGAUUUGAUCACCCCGCUGUCCUACCUGCGCUCCUGCCUUUUGUCCCUGACCACAGUCACCAUGCCUCGGGGGCGGAAGAGUAAGCUCCGCACCCGCGAGAGACGCUGCCAGGCCCAAAGUGGGACCCAGGGUCUGACGGGUGCUCAGGCCACUGCAGCUGAGGAGGAAGCCACCUCGUCUUCAUGUCCUUCUCUUGGGGUUACUACUCGGAGAAAGCCGGGUGCUAAGUCACGUAGCACUCGCAAGAGUCCUCAGGGGGCCCUAGCCACCACCACUAAUCCUGCAGGUGUUUCUCCCGCAAGAUCAAACAAAGGAGCCAAAGGCCAAAUGAAGAAAAAGCACAGUUCCUCUCAGGCCCCCGUCUCCGCCGUGCGGUCUCGAAAAGGCCCUCUAAGGAGGACAGCGAGUGUGUUGGUGCAGUUCCUGGUGCACAUGUAUAAAAUGAAAAAGCCUGUUAGGAAAGCACAUAUGCUGAAGUUUAUCGCUAAGAAGUACCAAAAUCGUUUCCCUGAGAUCCUCAGAAGAGCUUCCUUCAGCAUGGAGAUGCUAUUUGGUGUUGACUUAAAGGAGGUCGACCGUACCAAGCAUACUUAUACCUUUGUCAGCAAAAUGGCUCUCCCCAACGAUGGGACCAUGAGCCGUGGCAGCGGGUUACCCAAGACCGGUCUCCUGAUGUACAUUCUGGCUGUGAUCCUCAUGAAGGGCAACUGCGCCACAGAGGAGAAUAUCUGGGAAUUCCUGAAUAAGAUGAGAGUCUAUGCUGGGAAGAGGCACUUCAUAUUUGGGGAGCCCAAGAAGCUCAUCACCCAAGAUUGGGUGAAGCUGAAGUAUUUGGAAUACCGGCAAGUGGCCAACAGUGAUCCAGCGCGCUACGAGUUCCUGUGGGGCCCGAGAGCCCAUGCCGAAACCAGCAAGAUGAAAGUCCUGGAGUUCCUGGCCAAGGUCAAUCACACCGUCCCCAGUGCCUUCCAGUCUUGGUAUGAAGAGGCUUUGAAAGAUGAGGAAGAGAGAGCCCAAGCCAGUGGAUGUUCCAGUGUUCUGUCCAGCUCCUCCCACACAGAAUCUGAGCACAUCCAUCCUGCCUUGCGUUACAACUUCCCUACUUCACAUCACUCCUGGGACGGAGACCCAGUCUCUGAAGGGUUUGCAAUAGGGAAACCGGUCAAGAGUUUGCAGGGAUGGGCCCUUUCCCAGGAAGCCUUUAAUCAAGAAACAGGAGCCACGAUGAAGGGCCCCUUACGGGUGGCCUGGGGAGAGCAACAUGCCAGAAAUAUAAAAGAGCCCAUCAUGAAGGUAGACAUGCUGAAGGUUGUCAACAAAAUGUACAGGAAACAAUUCCCUGAGAUCCUAAGGAGAGCCACUGAGCACAUGGAACUGGUCUGCGGCCUUGACUUGAAGGAAGUCAAGCCGAGUGGUGAUUCCUAUGCCCUUGUCAGCAAGCUAGAUCUCACCGAUGAUGGGCGUCGGAGCAGUGGCGGGCGGUUUCGGAAGAAUGGGCCCCUGAUGCCUGUCCUCGGUGUGAUCUUCUUGCAUGGCGACCGCGCCUCUGAGGAGGAGAUCUGGGAAUUCCUGAAUGUUUUGGGUGUUUUUGAUGGAAAGAGGCACUUCAUCUUGGUGGAGCCCAGGAAGCUUAUCACAGAAGAUUUGGUGCAGGAAAAUACCUGCUGUAUCAUCAGAUGCAGGGAGGGGUCCCGGGCUCUGAUAGACGGCACCGGCAGGAGGCAGGGGCCGCUGAACCCCGAACAGUGGGCGUUCCCACAGAGUCCCGCCCCUACCGUCAGCCCUCGGAUACCCCACGCAGCGCCGGAUGCGGCUCCCCCGGAUUUCCGCUUCGGAAGCGAGGAGCCCGACCGGGAGCUGCGGCGUUUGUUUGUCCGAGUGUGGGUUUUCAGGACUCGUCCGGAGCCACGGUUCCAGCAUCACCUGCUCUCCUGCCCGCUCCCCCGCUUGCUGUCCCUGCCCAUAGUCAUGCCUCGGGGGCAGAAGAGUAAGCUUCGUGUCCGCGAGAAGCGCCACCAGGCCCGGAGGGAGACCCAGAAUCUUGGGGGUGCUCAGGCCACUGCAGCACAGAGAGAAGAGUCGCCCUCGUGCCCCUCUUCUCCUUCUCGGGGUACUCCCCCGAGCUCCCCUGCUGCUGGCACUCGCCAGGAGCCUCAGGGAGCCCCAGCCACUAGCUCUCGUGCUGCAGGGGUUUCAGGCCCAGGAUCUGAUGUGCGUGCCAAGGUCCGGGUUGAGGCAAGGAGAAAUUCCUCCCAGCCUUCAGCCUCCGGUGAGAGCUUUCAGAGAGAUCCUCUGAUCAAGAAGGUGGGAAUGUUGAUAGAAUUCCUGCUGGAGAAGUAUACAGUGGAAGAGCCCAUUAUAAAGGCAGACUUGCUGAAGCUUGUGAACAAAAGGUACAAGAGGAAGUUCCCUGAGAUCCUCAGGAGAGCUGCUGAGUGCGUUCAGCUGGUCUUUGGUCUUGAGUUGAAGGAAGUCAAGCCGGGUGGUGAUUCCUAUGCCCUUGUCAGCAAGCUACAUGUCAGCGAUGAUGGGCGUCAGAGCAGUGGCGGGCGGUUUCGGAAGAAUGGGCUUCUGAUGCUUGUCCUCGGUGUGAUCUUCUUGCAUGGCGACCGCGCCUCUGAGGAGGAGAUCUGGGAAUUCCUGAAUGGUUUGGGUGUUUAUGUUGGAAGGUGUCACAUAAUCUUUGGGGAGCCCAGGAAGCUUAUCACAGAAGAUCUGGUGCAGGAAAAGUACCUGGUGUAUCGUCAGGUGUGCGACAGCGAUCUCCCGUGCUAUGAGCUCCUGUGGGGCCGGAGAGCCCACGCUGAAACCAGCAAGAUGAAAGUCCUGGAGUUUAUGGCCAAGGUGACUGGUACCGUCCCCAGUGCCUUACCAGAUCUCUAUGAGGAGGCUCUGAAAGAUGAGGAAGAGAGAGCCCGAGCCCGAGCCCGAGCCCGAGCCGCAGCCAGGGCUGGUACUCGAGUCAAGGCCAGUGCGCCUUCCAAGAAUGUUUCUUUAGAUUCAGAAUCCAAGUUUAUAAAUGACAUGGAUCACAUAUUUGUUGUUGUUUAUCAGGUUGAAGCGCUGCACUCAGCUCCCGGAGGCACGGACAGCCCAUAUGCCCUGCCCUCCCCUGACUCGGAGCAUCCCGACUCCCCGCAGAUCCUGUUCGUCACCGUGGACCCCUGGGACAGCAGCUGCUCUUUCCAUGGACGGGAAGGAGGAGAGUACAGAGGUGCUGAGAAAUUAGCAAUGCCUCGAUGUGGUUACCAAGCGGACAUCAGUAUUAAGGAGGAGGAGGAAGUCUUGGAUCGCUCCCAGUUUUUGACUCUAAGACGGGAAUUCACAGACACUGCAUUUCCUGACAUAUAUUCCUUGGAGUUAGAGAGAGAGACAUCUCUGGAGUGUGGCCUAGCAUUUUCUCCCGAAGAAGUGGCAACUUACGACUUUAGCAUUCAAGUUCGAAUUAAUUUCUUCGCAGCUUCAGAACUUUACACUCAGUGUUGUUUGUCAGACUCUCCUAUGAUUCCAAAAACAGCACCACUUAUUCGACCAUGUUACGUUCAAGCUACUGUGUUGCAAGCACCAGUGACAUUUUCCAGCACUGAUUUUAUAUUUGAAAUCCCAUUACAUACUAUGGAUCCUAAUAAAAGUGUCACAAAAACUCAGGAUCUUAUUUUACAUAAUACUUCAAAAAAAGAUUUAGAGUGGAAUUUGGAUACUAAUAAUACUGGUAAACUUUUCGAAGAUGGCAUAUUCAAAUUUAGCAUACUCAGUGGGACUCUGCGACCAAUUGAAGAGUGUAAUGUUUCUAUAAAUUUCUGUCCAGAACAGCCUAGAAAAUACACAGCUGAUAUUCCUAUACAUUUAAAUGAUAAUCCAGUUUGCUAUCGAAUGUUAUGUCUGGUUGGAGAGGUAAAAUUACCCAAGUUAUUGUUUGACCCUCCUUUCAUAUUUUUUAAUCCUGUUCCUUUGGAUGUAACAACUGUGAUGGAUGUCAACAUUUUACCUCAAAACUAUUUCAGGCUUCUUGAUGGUGACGUGAUUCAACCUCUUUCUGUGAAUUUUCCAAAAGGCAGAGUCGUUAUGUGCUCUCCCAGUGGAAUUAAUGCUGCGCUCACCUGUCAUCUCAGCUUCAAAUCAUCUAAACCUGUGUCAUUUUUCACCAGUGUUCUUUUCUGCGAUAGCAGGGCAAAUACAUGUCUAUCAGGAUAUGUUAGCUGUGAUAAAAUUCUUCAACAUUUAGAAAGUAGCAGUAUGGUUAAUAGAAUUGGUGCUCAAGGAGCAUGUAUUUCUCAUAUACUGCCAGAAUUUCUGCUUGAACCAGAAGAUUGUAAGAAGUGGAUUGAAAUUACAUCUUCCACUAAUACCUUGCCCAAGUUUUCCAAUAUACCUAAGGAAGAGCAUUCUAUUGUUACAGAUAUUACAAAGUUUGAAACCUGGAGUAAACGGGCAUGGACAGAUGUAUUCCUUCAGACAUACAAGGUUCUGGUACUAUACCGAGUUAUACCACAUAGCAUCAAUAAUCUGCGCCCUGUACAUGGACAAAAUUCACCAAAAGUCAAUCCUUGUUUUGCGUCCAGCAACAUAUAUUCUAAUCCUGAAAGGAUUCUGCUUAGUUUGAUGAACACAAAUUAUGAGAACAGCUGACAUGUUAUUUGGAAAAACUGUCCCAAAGUUUUCUACCCUGCCGAGGCUCCCCCUUUUCCCCCUAAUAAUCUCCUCCCCAGGCACCUUUAUUGGUUAGCCUUACUGCUUAUUGACAGAACAAGAAAGAAUAAACCUUUGUGUUCUUUCAAAGAAGGAAAAGAAUGUUUUCAGGAAUGUGGACUAGCAGAUGAUCAAAGGGGCUGUCAUUAUUCUGUGGCUACUGAUAUCUGUGAUCCCAAUCCAAUCCUGAUGCUCAUGUUUUGUGUCUGCACGUAUGAAAGACUUCCUGCAUAUCUCCCCAAGAAGGUGGUGCCCUUUCAUUGUACUCUUCAUGACACUGUGUUGAGAGAGAUCCUACUGAAAAAUUCAAGCUUGAAAAACUUAGUGUAUAAUGCUACAAUUAUCGGAAGAGAUGCCACUGACUUCUUCCUCUCCCAAGGGAAGGUUGUGACAGUUUCUCCAAAGUAAAAACCAAAUUACUGUUUGGUUUGAACUCUGAAAUUUACCAGUCGCUUCCUCCAUCCUGCUGAAGCUUCACUGCUAUUAAUUUCAAAACCUAAGAGUGGAGCAGGAGGUACUAUGCUGACUUUUGCUCUCAAGGGUGAAGUCCUCAAUUUUAAAGCCAUCGCAAGUAUAAAAUGCAAAUCUCCGUGUUAUAAAUGGAAAGAAAUCAUUGUGAAUGUUAAAAAUCCCUUCCACGCUGCUGGGAACUUCAGUGUCAUUUUUGUGGAAUCCUCAACAUUUAUCUCUUUGCCAUCCCAAUUAACUGAAGUUGGAGAAUUUGUUGACCACAUGAAUGAUGGCGGUGCUGUGAGUAGCAGUGAACAUGAUGUUGCUGAGGGCUGUUCCCAGGCCCCAGAUGCCUUAAAAACCUUAAUUAAGUCCAAUUUCAUCAAAGAGUUCUUCUGCUCUACACAUACUCUUCACCUGGGAGCGAAAGGGACUUCAAGCUUGGAGGUCUUCUUUCUCCCCUUUGGCAUGCACACUCGCUACUGUGUCAUCAUCCUCAGCGACAAAAAGAUUGGAGAAUUAAUAUAUGCUUUGGAAGGAAGAGGUAUGAUCCCCUUGCCUUCCAGAUUCUUUCCAAUGGAUUCUUCAACUCCGCUUGACCAUAGCAGUUCUCCAGAAGAAGUGCUUAAUAAGGAAGAUCCAGUUCUGUAUUUGAAAUGUAAGCUCCGUCAAAUCCUGGAUGUGGACCUUAAAUUGCCACUGACUAAUGAAGCCAAGGAGAAGGCCUUGGCUUUUGCAGCACAGCAGCAGAUGUCGAAGAUAGAGUAUGAGAGAAGGUUGAUCACGGGCACUCUGGAGAGCAGUAGCAUCCGCUUGGCCAUCACCCUCCUGGGGCUGACCAAGAUCGAGAUUUGUAUGCUCUUUAAUAUCUCAAAGUUGAAGAAGCCAAAGUCCAUUUUAUACAAAACAGAGCUGAGCCUUCCAGAACAUUUUGAUAUCCCCAAGACAAUCUGCAUUCCUUGGAUUCCGGAAACUCAAGCUAAAUUGAUUCAAUAUCAAGGAACUAAAUCUGCAGAAAAAACAGUUACAGAUGGAUCUGUUCCAGUUCCUUUACGAUUUGUUCCUCUCAGUCCUGGACACUACCCUUGUAAAAUCUUGUUGACAUCAAGGUAUGAUGUGCAUGUCUAUUGCAUUGAAGGUGUGGUAAAUGAAGAAUGUCCAGAGGCCAGAUUUGAUUUUGAAACACCAGCAUUUGAAGCCCUUACCCAGAAUAUUCCAAUAAAUAAUAAAACAAAGAAUGAAUGGAAAUGUCAAGUUACUAUAGAAGGAGAAUGGUUUUAUGGACCUCCUGUUUUACAUGUUGGACCAAGUGAGACUGUGAAUUAUCCUCUCACAUUCAAACCUAUUUUGGAAUGUGAGAUUAUGGGCAAACUUACUCUACAAAAUGAAGUAGAUGGUAUGGAGCAUAUCUUUGACAUAAAAGGGAUUGGAAAAAGACCGCUGGCCUUGGAACACAUCACCGUAGACUAUCAAGUGGGGGAGAUAACAAAUAAACCCAUAAUGAUGCCCAAUUAUACAACAAGCAUCCUAACAUUUAAGGUAAGAUUUUGUUUAGAAAUUCUCUGGUCCGCCUGCCUACACAUCACCAUAGACCCUGAUAAUGCAAUACUCUAUAUUCUACACGUAUGUCCUUGGAAACGUGGUGUAUUCAAAGGUACAAUUUCGUUUUCCGUUAAAAGCAGGAAAAAUGGUGAUUCUCAGGAAGACUCAAAUGAAGAUAAAGAUAGAGAUCUAAUACCCUCCUUUGAGAAGUCAUUAUUGGAACCAUCUGACAAGUUUGAUGAGGAAAAACCAGAUGAUGCUAUUAGCAGUUUACAAAUCUGGUAUUAUCUUGAAAUCCAUAGUGCUCCUGGACCACCCUUAAACACUAUUGAAGUGAAAUGUAUUGCUCUGGAGAGUGUUUGUAUUGAAAUACGUCUCUUUAAUCCAGAAGAGAAAAUUAUUCACUUAAAUGUGCAGUUAUCGAGUGCUGCCGUUAGUGGACUCAAGGAACUUGUACUAUUUCCACUAGAUUCUCUCAACUGUGUUGUACGGUAUUCUCCAGUGACUACAGGCUAUAGAGAACAAAGGUUUGUCACUCAGAUAAUUCCUUUAGAUAAUCCUACACACGAAACCUUAGAAUUGGAAGCAACAAACAGUAAUCCUGAUAAUUUUGUCCUGGAGAUUAACAGAUCACAGCUGAUCACACCACCUCACUCCACCAAAGACAUAUCUGUUCACUUUCGUCCUUCUGCUCUUGGAGGAGCUGGUCAUCAGACUUCUGUCACCUUCCACUGUGCUCAGUUUAAAGAAUGGAUAUUCUACAUCUCUGGAAUAGGACUAUUCCCCCAGCCUCUAGAAAUAGAAAGAAUGACCACAUACCUUCGUCUUCAAUCAUCUGUUCUUAUACCUUUCCAAAAUCCCACCGAAGAAGAUGUUUUAAUCGAUAUCAUACUAAUAGUUCUGGAAUACAACAGGAUGUUAGUUAGAGACCAUCACUAUGAACAUUUCUUCAAUUCUUCCAGCCUCUUCAGGAGAACCUCCUUGGCUCAGGUUACAGGAAUUGCAUUGCCUCCUAAAGGGACUGUAGAUAUCCAGGUGUUAUUUGUGCCCCAGGUUAUGAAAUUACAAAAAACAAUGGUCAUUGUUCAAAUGAAGAAGGCAAGUGGAGAAAGGUGGCCUGUUGACAAUUUUAAAGAAUUGCACACAGAGGUGAAAAGAGCUUUGGGGAUAGACAGUGAAGAAAUCCCAGGAAUAUGCUGGAUAUACCCUAUUCUUGGAUUCCCACAGGCACCACAUCCUAAAUUCCCCCAAGUUGUCAUAAAAUGUCAAUCCAGGAAGUGGGUAGAAGAGGAGGUGGAAGUCACAUUGGAUGGAGAUUUUUGGGGACAAAAUCCUAUCUUAGAUCUGACAGACUUUGUAGUGAUUCCAAAAAGAAAAUCAUAUGAUUCUUAUGAAGAUAUCAAAGAUAUACCUGUAAAACGUGAAUUUGAAUAUGAAAUUCAAUUUGAAUCUGAAGCUGUGAAGGCUAAUUUGGAAUCCUGCGUGGCUUUAUAUUACAUUAAAAAAUCUUAUAAUAUCAAGGCUGAAAGGGUAACAUUGGUCUUCAGUCUGAUAUUUGCACCAAAGAAACCACUGAGAAAUCCCGAGCCAUUCACGGCAUACUUCCUACCUGGCAGUGAUCCUGAGUUUUUUGUAAAACCUCAGGUUGGAGAACUUCUUCCUUUUGACACUGAAGGAACUCUAAUCGUUGUGGGUUUUAAACCCAAAAUGUACAGCAGGAAAUACAAAGCAACGUUAGCAAUACAGAUUAGAUCUUCCUCCAGUGUUCAAGCUGUAUUCACACUCUGCACCCUGAUUCAGCCAGGUACACGUUAG
Globicephala melas (long-finned pilot whale) is the source of this 10593-nucleotide messenger RNA. Lineage: Eukaryota; Metazoa; Chordata; Mammalia; Artiodactyla; Delphinidae. The record is from RefSeq and is a predicted model, not a curated record.